Messenger RNA from Effrenium voratum, 666 nucleotides. The record is from the annotation of a GenBank genome assembly. NCBI's taxonomy places the organism in Eukaryota, Dinophyceae, Suessiales, Symbiodiniaceae.
AUGGCGCUGGAGGUGGCAUUUCUUGCACCAUCAGUUGGCGUGACCGCUCGUGCACCCCAAGUGCACACUUCAGCAGGACCAAAGUCGCGCACCGGAUUUGGAGUGAAAAUGGCGGCUGGCGCUUGCAGUGUCAUUGCUGCGGCUGGACUGGCUUCCAGCCGAAAGCGCUCCAAGACGGCGGCGCGGUACACCACCCAGACCAUCCUGCCAUCGCUGGCCUGGAUCAAGUCGGGCGUGAAGGCGUCCGAGCUGCAGCCGACGGAGCUGCGGGCGCUGACCCUGGCAGGCAACGACGUGCUGAUCGGCAAGACCGAGGCAGGGGCGCUCUUCUGCGUCGGCAACCUGUGCCCGCACAUCGGUACGCCCAUGAGCGAGGGCGCUGAUGUCAUUGGGGAUGUGAUUGUGUGCCCUUUGCACGGCUCUUCCUUCAAGGUGACCAACGGCGAACUCAUCGACUGGUGCGUGUCUCCUCCUGUGAUUGGCCCCCUCACGGGCCUGAUCGUUGAGAAGAAGAACCUCCUGGUCUUCGAGUGCCGACAAGGUGGUUUCCUUGGCUCCGGCGAGGUUGAGGUGCUCGUGGAUACCAAUGCCAAGAAGGCCUAUGAGGCCAACUACUGGAAGGGCCUGCUUGAUGCGCAGGGCAAGGAUGACGGCACCUACUACUGA